AAAGAUACAUCUGAGCUACAAGUCGUUUAACGCCGGCGAAUUAGACGAACCCUUAAAAUGACUCUUUCUUUCUAUGUUAUCAAACUACGUCGUUAGGAGAACUUUGGCCGUGCGUGAGGGAGUGUCCGAAGAACCCAAGCGGAACCGGAAAACUCAUAGCGAAGCAAAGCAGCGGGUGAAGAAGAUUAAUCAAAUGAAUCCUCAACUCUGGCACAAAGUUGCUGCGCUCUCUGGAAUGGCAGCUCUUGGUUUGGGCACGUAUGGUGCUCAUGGCUUCAAGCCCAAAAACCCAACUUACAAAGAGGUCUGGCAAACAGCUUCUCUUUACCAUUUGGUUCACACUGCUGCUUUGGUUGCUGCCCCAAUUACCAAGCACCCGAACAUUUUUGGAGGCCUUUUGACAACUGGAAUUCUUGCAUUCUCUGGAACGUGUUAUACUGUAGCAUUCCUCGAGGACAGAAAGUAUUCUACCUUAGCUCCAUUUGGUGGCUUUGCAUUUAUUGCUGCUUGGGCAAGCUUGCUUUUCUAAGGAUUCAAAGUUCCUUAGAUGGUACCAUCGCUUAAGAUGCUGCACUUAUGAUUUCAUGCGUCUCUGAGAUCUUGGAGAACAUAACUCCCACAUGCACUUUAGUUACUGUUGAACUUUUUUGUCAUAUACCUCCUUCCUGAUUGUCCUGUCAAUGUUUGUUGAUGUAAAGAUCAAUGUACUUAUUCUGCUACUCAGUUUCUAUUUCGGACAAAGAUCCAGUGCAAUACCCCUAUCCUAUUGCAUUUGCAUAGAUCCUUAUCCUUCUAUUUCAUAUCUUGUACUUGGGAUAUUGGAAAUAUAUAAUAAAUAGAUAGUACGUUUCUCAGUUUCUGCAUAA
Messenger RNA from Alnus glutinosa, 866 nucleotides. RefSeq lists its product as uncharacterized. The record is from RefSeq and is a predicted model, not a curated record. NCBI's taxonomy places the organism in Eukaryota, Viridiplantae, Streptophyta, Magnoliopsida, Fagales, Betulaceae.